AUGAAUACACACUACAUUGUUAUGUUACCUCAAAUUUCAAAACAAAUCGAAUCGAAUGAAUAGUGAAAACAAUUAGGCCUACUUACUGAAAACUCAACUAAUUCGAGUUUGUGUUAAAUUUUGCGUUUUUUUAUAAAAGGUGUUUUUGUCUCUCUCUACAUACGUCUUUGUUAGCAGUUUAGUUAUAGUUAUACAUACUUAAAGUUUCUCCAGCUUCAGAUCUAAAAUAUUUCAAGAAGUUCCAUGAACACCGAAACUAUACUAAAAGAAGUUAACACCCUUUUUAAGGAGUGUGAAGAAAUAAAAAACGCCAACAAUGACCUAACAGAACAUAUUGGAUUGUUACGAGAGGAAUUAAGAAUGGCUAAGGAUGCAGAAAGAAGUGCUGAAUCAAAAAAGGCUAGAUGUCAGGGUUUUCUUCUACAUCAGCAGGAUAUCAUUCAAAAGUUGAUUGAUGUAAAAGAGGAAAAUGAAAACUUGAAAUGUAAACUAAAACAGACUGAGUUAACCCUGUCCAUGUUCCAAAAUAGUAGCAUCGAAGAACAAAUGAGAGCAGACGCAAGGAUACAGGAGAUCAAAGAAGAGUAUUUGACACGGAUCACCAAGGUUCAAGAAGAUUUAGAUAACCAAGCUAAGCAAGAAAAAUGUGAACUAUUGGCCACCAUUUCCGAGAUCAAGACAUUAAAUUCAGAGCUAGAAAAGAAACUUGAAGAAACAAGUAGUACUAACUCAUCAUUGCAAGAACAAGUGGAGGAACUGAAAGGUUAUGCUGAUGCUUUCCCCAAGUUGGAAAAAAGACUUGAAGAGAAGGAAGAAGAAGUACGAUCGAUAAAAGCCUGGUGUGAUGCAAAUAUUGAUGUCUUUCACAAGAAAUUGGCUGAACAAGAAAGAAAACAUCAAUCGGAACUUGAAAUAUGGAAGAUGGCGGAGCUGAAUAGAACAACAUUCGGCCAGGUGCAAUCAAACAAUCCGUCUAAUCCGUACGGGAAUAGCUACGCAAGCCAAUACCAACCUCAGAGGCCAAUGCAGGGCUACCAACCAAAUAUUAGGUUCCAAGAACAAACAGCCACUUAUCAAGCGGCCUCGCUUGUUACGCAUUACAAAAAUGUUCUUCCGAGACAAACUACGAACAUGGUGCGUCCUCUGACUAGUUCGGAUAAUUACAAAUCUGAAUUUGUGUCAGCAAGUGAACUAUACACACAGAAUCAAACAGCUGGCAGAGGAGAGGAGAAAGAGAAUUCAGGUGAGAAAGUUGGAGAAAACAAAGUCGAGACAAACAAACCGAAAAUUCUUGUUCCAAACAAGAAGAGAAAGUUAUUUAGUUUGAAUCAAAAUAUUAUUUAAUACCGUAGUGUAUAUUUUCUAGGUAGGUCUAACUCUAGUAUGGUAAUUCUAAAUUAAGUUUAUUAUGACAUUUUUUAAGAUUUAAGUAAGUGAAAUAUUUGGUUGAAGUAAAUGUUGUGUUAAGAGGGUUAAGGGGUUGUGUUAAUAUUAUUUUAGUUAUUUUUAACACUGUUUACUAAUUAAUUUAGUGAUUUAUAAAAAUAGUCUUGGUAGGUAGGUUAAUUGAUUGUAAAGUGA
Macrosteles quadrilineatus (aster leafhopper) is the source of this 1581-nucleotide messenger RNA. Its product is annotated as GRIP and coiled-coil domain-containing protein 2-like. The record is from RefSeq and is a predicted model, not a curated record. NCBI's taxonomy places the organism in Eukaryota, Metazoa, Arthropoda, Insecta, Hemiptera, Cicadellidae. Bases 244 to 1344 code for a protein of 366 amino acids. The transcript is spliced from 8 exons.